UCUGUAUUCUAUUCUACCCCUUUUAAGACUCAAGUCAAGAGACCCGAAGACACUGGACAUUUGGGCGCUACCUAGAGGCGCCCCUCUCUAUUCUUUUCUAGCCUUCUCCAUUUCAUCAACUCUCAAGUGCUAACUAUCAAGACUCAAUCAAGGGUAGAAUCUUGUAAUCAGAUCAAAUGGAGGCAAAGUAUUUUCGAAUCCUGAGGCUGUUAGGAACGGGUUAUAAAGCCAGAACUGAAGCAGAGGGGCGGUUGUUGUACCUGAAACUGGGUUACAGCCAUGAAGUUGAACUGUCAGUCCCACCUGCUGUUAGAGUCUUUUGCUUUAAACCAGACGUAAUUUGCUGUGCUGGGAUUGAUAAACAGAGAACGCAUCAGUUUGCUGCUACUGUUCGUAGUGUCAAACCUCCUAAUGCAUAUGUAAACCAAGGUAUGCGUUACAUUGAUGAAGUCAUAAAGUUGAAGCCUGGAAAGAAGGAUAGAUUGAAGUAAAAGAGGUUUUUGACACUAGCAGAAUAUGUUUCAAGUUGCUGUCUAGUCUAGAUCUUGGAGUGAGUUAACAUAACAUAAUUGCUUUUAAUUUACAAGCAAAAUUCUGAAAAUGGUGCUUGAAUCUCCUUGAUGACUUGAGCACUGCCUUAUCUUUGAAUUAAAUAUAGUGCAUGACACAUGUUCUGAGAUUAAUUUUGUACCUCUUUUCAAGAUGAAAUGUGUUUUGUUGUCCAAAGUUGGCUUGUAUUGUGCCAAUGCCAGCCUCUUUGUCAUGGGUUUUGUUUUUUGUCUUUCAACCACCAAAAUAGUUACUUGAUUUGGUUUCUUGUGAUACUUUCUUACCUAAAAUGCAUUUUUAUGACCAAUGUGGUUUGAAUGCUACGUGAUCUAUAUAA
Amaranthus tricolor (Joseph's coat) is the source of this 886-nucleotide messenger RNA. RefSeq names its product 60S ribosomal protein L6, mitochondrial. The record is from RefSeq and is a predicted model, not a curated record. NCBI's taxonomy places the organism in Eukaryota, Viridiplantae, Streptophyta, Magnoliopsida, Caryophyllales, Amaranthaceae. Gene Ontology annotation, biological process: translation. Gene Ontology annotation, cellular component: ribosome. Bases 177 to 491 code for a protein of 104 amino acids. Gene Ontology annotation, molecular function: rRNA binding; structural constituent of ribosome. The transcript is spliced from 2 exons.